Molecule: messenger RNA, 521 nt
Organism: Paramecium pentaurelia
Lineage: Eukaryota; Ciliophora; Oligohymenophorea; Peniculida; Parameciidae
Source: the annotation of a GenBank genome assembly
AUGAAAAGUUUAGUACAAAUUCCAAUUAUUUCCUAGCUAGCCAUUUAAGCUAUAUUAUCAGUAUAAGUUAAGACUUUAAAUUUAACAAAUAACUUCUUUUUUCUAGUCCUCUUACAUAAUUUCUACUAAAAUUUUUUUGACAUUUUCUUAGAAAGGUGUUGGAAUUUUGGAAUAAUACUUGGAAAAUUAAUAAAUAAUUUUGUGGGCAAAUAGGAAGAGUUAGUAAAUUUUCACUAAAUAUGAAAGAGGUUACAGUCAUAUAAUCAAGUGGAGACAAAACAAUUAAGAUGAGAGUAGCUUAGAGUCAAAAUACUGGUGGAAAUGGAGAGAGAUAUUUUGAAAUGAAGGACAAAUCAAUUUAAGUUGUUGUUGAAAAAUAUAAUUCAGACUUAUUGGUUCAAGAUAUUUAAAUAAAACUACUACCUUAUAAAGUAAAAAAAAAUAGAUAAUAACAAUUUAAAAAAGUUCAACAAAUGAAGAAUGAAGGUUUAGGAACUAAAACAUGUUUAAUUAAUUACUGA